This is a messenger RNA of Zingiber officinale, 1204 nucleotides long. Its product is annotated as 2-C-methyl-D-erythritol 4-phosphate cytidylyltransferase, chloroplastic-like. Gene Ontology annotation, biological process: isoprenoid biosynthetic process. The transcript is spliced from 11 exons. The record is from RefSeq and is a predicted model, not a curated record. The coding region runs from base 98 to 1015 and encodes 305 amino acids. NCBI's taxonomy places the organism in Eukaryota, Viridiplantae, Streptophyta, Magnoliopsida, Zingiberales, Zingiberaceae. Gene Ontology annotation, molecular function: 2-C-methyl-D-erythritol 4-phosphate cytidylyltransferase activity.
CUGCUAAAAGCUCUCGUCUUCCUAAUUCAACCUCCGUGCUGCUGCUGCUGCUGCUGCUUCCCAAUUCAAUCGAGGAGGAGCAUUCGAACCCAGAGAAAUGGCGCUUCGAUUCGACAUCUCCCUCUCGCACCGCCUCCCCAGCCUCCCUUCGUCCUCGAAGUCGAAUUCCUCCCCCCUGUUCCCGUCGAUUCCGAUGCCCUCGCGGUCCGUCCGGCGUCGCAUCCAAGGCGUCGAGAUCGGGUUCAACAGGGGAUGGAAGUGCAGCCGGAUCAGUUGCAUUGUUCAGGGUGAAGGAACAGCCGCUCGUGAAGUGGUGAAAGAGAAGAGCGUCUCGGUGGUUCUUUUGGCUGGUGGAAAAGGGAAGAGGAUGGGGGCAAGCAUGCCAAAGCAAUACCUUCCACUCUUAGGACAACCAAUUGCCUUAUACAGUUUCUUUACUUUCUCUCAAAUGAGUGAAGUGAAAGAAAUUGUAGUUGUGUGUGAUCCGUCCUACAGAGAUGUAUUUGAAGAUGCUAGCAAAGACAUAAGGGUAGGUAUUAAGUUUGCCCUUCCAGGCAAGGAGAGACAAGAUUCUGUCUUCAAUGGUUUUCAGGAAAUCGAUGGAAGCUCAGAACUUGUGUGUGUUCAUGAUUCAGCUAGACCUUUGAUUACUCCUAAAGAUGUCACGAAGGUCAUGCAAGAUGCUUGGACGAAUGGUGCAGCUGUUCUAGGUGUUCCUGUAAAAGCUACAAUUAAAGAGGCAGACAAUGACUCCUUUGUGGUGAAAACACUCGAUAGGAAAACUCUCUGGGAAAUGCAAACUCCACAGGUUAUCAAGCCUGAUUUGUUCAGAGCUGGCUUUGAGCUGGUUAACAGAGAUGGACUUGAAGUCACUGAUGAUGUCUCUAUUGUGGAACAUCUUAAGCACCCUGUCUACAUAACUGAGGGUUCUUACACAAACAUCAAGGUUACAACCCCAGAUGAUCUUCUACUGGCAGAGAGGAUACUGAACAUGGAAGCUGGAGUGCCUGCGUAAUCACAAGGAAAUUGUUAUUCAAAUUUUGUUUGACCUGAAAUUUCAUUGUUUUUUAAUAAUAAAAUCUAGAAACCAGUUUAAAAUUGCUUGUUGUUGACCGGACAUUCCACACAACAAUCAAUCGUCAAGUUUAUUGUAUCCUAUUCAUUACAUAAUUAAGAUCGUGCCUUGUGAUGAUCUGGGUUUACA